CGAAGACUCCUUAAGAGGGUCUUCCGUGGAUUAGUCCCGUUCAUAUGAACGAGGAUACCACGUAAAUCGUUGUGUCCGUGUUUUCAUUGUUCGUAUUUUACAAACAGCGUUGACAACCUUGGAAAAAAUAGCUUUAACUCAACCGGGGUUAAAUAUCGAGUAGGUUCAAACCGAACUCCGGGCAGAGCCUAAUCUAACGGUGCAGAUCAACUUAUCAGAAAAUGAGGAAAAGGGGGAAAACAGAAAAUUCCAGAAGAACAAAAACUGUCUAAUAGUUAGGGCAAAAUACGCUCUUCUGAAUCUGAUCCCCAAAUUGAAUUGGAUCGAUCUUGGAUACUACUGAUGAAUUUAGGGUUAGGGGUCUUGUUCACCCUCUGAUGGAGACGGACUACGUCGCCGAGUUCCUUCAUAAUCACAUGGAUCGACGUCCCAGAAAGAGACCUAGGUUCGCUUGGGAUUUCCCGCCUCAAACUCACACCAAGGCUCAGCCAGGAUUGUAUUUUGGACAAGAUGUUGGAAAUGGGACAAGCAUGGGACCUUCAAGAGUACUACUCGCAGACCAUUCCGGUUUAUAUCUAAAAGGAUUGGCUCAAAAGGGCUCUCCCCCAUGGCGAGACGAUGACAAAGAUGGACAUUACAUGUUUGCUCUCGGAGAGAAUUUAACAUCUCGCUACAAGAUCCAUAGGAAAAUUGGCGAAGGAACCUUUGGUCAGGUUUUGGAAUGCUGGGAUAGGGAAACGAGAGAGAUGGUUGCCGUAAAAGUUGUGAGAAGUAUAAAAAAAUACAGGGAGGCAGCAAUGUCCGAAAUUGAUGCACUCCAGUUGCUAGGGAAGUAUGAUAGAAAUGGCAGCCGUUGUGUACAAAUAAGAAACUGGUUUGACUACCGGAACCAUAUCUGCAUUGUCUUUGAGAUACUUGGACCAAGCUUAUACGAUUUUCUUCGAAAAAAUAGUUAUCGACCAUUCCCAGUAGACCUUGUCCGUGAGCUUGGCAGACAACUCUUGGAAUGUGUAGCAUUUAUGCAUGACUUGCGUCUUAUCCAUACCGAUCUGAAGCCAGAGAAUAUACUCUUUGUUUCUCCAGAUUAUGUGAAAAUUCCAGACUACAAGGUUCCAGCACAUUCAUUUAGUGAGGCAGGCUGUUACAAGAGGUUGCCAAAGUCUAGUGCCAUUAAGGUCAUUGAUUUUGGCAGCACUGCUGAUGGUCAUAAACAUCACAACUAUAUUGUUUCUACCAGACAUUACCGUGCGCCCGAGGUUAUCCUUGGCCUUGGAUGGAGUUACUCAUGUGACAUAUGGAGUGUCGGCUGUAUAUUGGUGGAACUUUGCACAGGGGAAGCAUUGUUCCAGACCCACGAUAACUUGGAGCACUUAGCUAUGAUGGAAAGAGUAUUAGGCCCGUUACCUCAGCAGAUGCUGAAGAGAGCGGAGUUUGUCUUCUCUCUCUCUCUCUCUCUAUCCUUCCAUUUCUAUUGCUUCCAUCAUGGAAUCAAGCAAUUCUCUUGCUUAUUAUUCUGGAUUGUCUUUCUCCAUUUCCAUGCUCAUCCACAGUCGACACACUGACAAGUACGUGAGAAGAGGUAGGUUGGAUUGGCCCGACAAUGCAACCUCUCGUGAUAGCAUUAAAGCCGUCAUGAAGCUGCCUCGUCUUCAGAACCUUGUAAUGCAACACGUGGAUCACUCGGCGGGAGACAUAAUCGACCUCUUGCAGGGUCUUCUUCGGUACGACCCUUCGGCCAGGCUAACGGCUCAUGAGGCCCUCGGGCAUCCUUUCUUCUCUAGGGACCCUUACAGGAGACUUUGAAUCAAAAGAAGAAGAUAUUGGAUGCUAAUAAUCUUUAAUGUGUCCCCCCCUUAAAGAAGGAAGGAACGGCUUUUUACGUCAUCAAUUCGGGUUGAAGAGUGUACCAUAUUAUGGGGAUUGCUUUUCUCUGUACUCUUUAUCUCGAGGAGAAUCAAGCUGUUCAGUCGCUGACGAAUACAAAGUGUUCUGAACCCUGUAACUGUAAGUGAAGCAUCUGUAUAUUAUUUUGUAUUUAGGGGAAGAUAAAACAAAGGGUUUUCUGGACAGCCCUCCCCAAUUGUGCUAGAUUGCAGUGUAGUUUGAAUUCAGUUUUUGCCAUAAACAUGUUCCGGUUUAUCGUUUGACACAAAUAUAUCGCUGUUUACAGGUGUGAGCACUUUGGUAAGCAUCAACACUAGACGAAAUAACAGAUACAAUGGUUAACAAUUCAUCGUUUUAAAACCAUUAAGCUAAUCGAUUCUGUUCCAUGUCAUGUCAUUAAUGAUUCAAUUAGACAUGAAAUUACUCCAAAAAUUUGUUGUAGUAAAAUUUCUAUCGCUUGGUAAUGCACCGUUUUCCACGUAAUAUCCCAUUCGGAGGCCCCGUCGUGACAAUUGUACAGUGACCGUAGAGCUUAUACGAGUAUCUCAGAAACGAACCCAGCUUGGAUCGAACACGGAACACCCCUUUUACGUUGAACGUCACCGUAUUCUUGUUGAUCUGUUCCUCCAGCUUCUUGCUGUCCUCCAAUGGGAUCCGGACCUGGCUCGUCACCAGCUCCAGGUUCACGAACCUCGACCCGGCCCGGUCGGCGGAGAACGGCUGGAUGAACUGGGUCGCGAUCAGCGUGCUCCCGUAGUAGAGAUCGACGAUCAGGCUCCCGAAUUCGACGGCGACCUUCCGAUUAGGGUUCGUGAAAUUCGCCAGCACCGACACGUCGGCGUUGAGCAGGGAUCCGGCGUCGAGGUACGCGGCGUUCAGCGUCGCGUCGGAGACCUCGAACCGCGGGUUGUGCGGCCGGUAGACGAGGUAGACGAUGAGGACGAUCAAUCCGACGAGGAAGAUGGCGAUCCAGAAGAUCGCGCAGCACACGGCGGCGCACCACGUCGUGAUUUUCGUCUUCCGCGGCGACGGCACCACGGGGCCCCUUCCCCGCCGGUGCCCGACCACGGCCGGAUCGGGGCCGUCGUGCGGCGGUGGUGACGUGGAUGUUUCGGCGGCGGUUGUGGACGCGGGUGCGGUGGCGGCUCGGAGUCGUGGCGGUGGGGUUCGGUGACGAGCGGGCCGUGGUCGUCGGUCGGGUGGGAUGAUGAGGGCGGGAGUAUCCAUGGGCUUUGGUAGUUGCCGUCAUGGGCUGGGCCGUGGGCCGGCUGCGGGUGAUGUGGUGGUAUGGCCCAUGGGCUGCGGAACUGUCCGCGUUCCUGGUGGCGGAUCGGGCCCAAUGGCUUAUUGCGCGGCGGGAGUAAUUCCUCGUCGACGUGGAGAGGGAAGUGUUGGUUGCCAGGGUCCGGAAUUUCCUGGUUAUGGUGGCGCGGCGGGGGAGGAGUGGCUGGGCCACUGACUGGAGGAGUUAUGACCGCCGGUGGGGUGGAACGGCGGCCGUCGCCACGGUCGCGGCGGGGCUGUUGGAGUGGCCUGACGAAAUGAGGGUUGGUUUCAGGGUGGCGGGACAUAACUAUGUGUGUUCUCUAGAGAGAGAGAGAGAGAGAGAGAGAGAGAGAGAGAGAGAGCUGCUUAGUUGGAAAAUUUUGAAGAGAGUGAAACUAGUAGAUAGAUAUGUUAGGUUUUGGAAGUGGAAAAAGGGGGAGUUUGGAAUUUGGAUGACUUGAUGAGAAAUUCAAGUAGGAUUCAUUUGUAGGGAAAGAAUCGAGAGUUGUCUAGUUGGGGUGGGGGAGGCAACGUAUAAUUCCCUUUUCCUGUUCACAUUUUGAAGUUGGUUUACGUUCAUGAUUGACUAGUAUUGUGAUAUGGAGGAUGAUUAACAAUUUUUGUGGUUGACGGAU
Molecule: messenger RNA, 3785 nt
Organism: Linum tenue
Lineage: Eukaryota; Viridiplantae; Streptophyta; Magnoliopsida; Malpighiales; Linaceae
Source: the annotation of a GenBank genome assembly